Molecule: messenger RNA, 2506 nt
Organism: Haliotis rufescens (red abalone)
Lineage: Eukaryota; Metazoa; Mollusca; Gastropoda; Lepetellida; Haliotidae
Product: 2-hydroxyacyl-CoA lyase 2-like
Exons: 16
Coding region: 11-1915 (634 amino acids)
Biological process (GO): L-valine biosynthetic process
Cellular component (GO): acetolactate synthase complex
Molecular function (GO): acetolactate synthase activity; magnesium ion binding; thiamine pyrophosphate binding
Source: RefSeq, a predicted model, not a curated record
UUCAUUCAACAUGGCGUCAUGGGAUCGCUACUUUGGAGACUUGCAGAAGAAUUUUACAAAUUUUGCAGUUCCCGUUAGCUUGUCAGCUGCUACAAUCGGCGUUGUCUUCUUGCUGAAACGUUUUGGCAUUUUCUAUCAAUGGUUCCAUAAGGUUGAUGCACAAACCAAGAGAAAUGGAGGAGACAUAGUAGCAGAUGUUCUGAAGGAACAUGGAGUGAAGUAUGUGUUUACCCUGGUCGGCGGCCAUAUUUCCCCCAUACUGGUGGCCUGUGAGAGGCUGGGAAUACGGGUCGUUGAUACAAGACAUGAGGUGACGGCGGUGUUUGCGGCUGACGCUGUUGCCCGUUUAUCAGGGACAGUGGGAGUGGCUGCGGUAACAGCAGGACCAGGCCUCACCAAUACUGUGACUGCCGUCAAGAAUGCCCAGAUGGCGGAGUCGCCACUUCUCCUCAUAGGUGGCGCUGCUGCCACACUGUUAAAGGGUCGUGGAGCUCUUCAAGAUAUAGACCAGAUGUCUCUAUUUAAACCUUUGUGUAAAUAUUGUGCGACAAUAACGAAGAUCCGAGAGAUCGUUCCCACUGUGCGGAAAGCACUUCAGGUGGCCCAGUCUGGAACUCCAGGGCCAGUGUUUAUCGAGUUCCCCAUUGACACACUGUAUCCCUACGCCAUGGUGAAGAAAGAGAUCGGAAUGAAGGACAAGGCUGGUGGACUUGUACAGAAAGUGAUUAACUGGUAUUUACAAAAUCAUCUUAAUGACCUGUUUGCUGGAGCAUUUGAAGAAAGGGAGAUGACUCCCUUGAAGGUGGAGAGGCCCAUGGCAACUAGAUCCCAGAUACAAAAGAGUAUAGAGAUGUUGUCCAGAGCCAAGAAGCCCGUGAUUCUGCUGGGAAGUCAGUCCACCCUGCCUCCCACCCCAGUGGAGGACCUGAGGAAGGCCAUCGAGAGUUUGGGGAUCCCCUGUUUCCUGGGUGGGAUGUCCCGAGGGCUGCUGGGAAAGUCGAGUGAGAUCCAGGUCCGUCAGCGCAGGAGGGAUGCUCUCCGAGAGGCUGACGUGGUCGUCCUGGCAGGUGCUAUCUGUGAUUUUCGCCUUGGCUAUGGACGUGUUCUUAGCCGCCGUUCAAAGAUCAUUGCUGUGAAUAGAGACAAGGAUCAACUCUACAAGAACUCGGACAUGUUCUGGAAGCCGACGCUGGCAGUCCAGGGGGAUGUUGGCUCGUUCAUGGUGGACGUUGCCCGGGGGAUGAAAGGGUACAAGUGUGAUCCUGACUGGGUGAAAACCUUGAGAGACCGGGAUGAAGAGAAGGAGGUAGCCAACAAGCAGAAGGCGGAGGAGAUCCCAGACAACCACUUGAACCCCCUGAAGGUGUUGAUGACGGUGGAAGAGGUCCUCUCUGACGACGCCAUCUUGGUAGCGGACGGCGGAGACUUUGUGGCCACGGCAGCAUACAUCCUCAGACCUCGUGGCCCGCUCCACUGGCUUGACCCAGGAGCAUUUGGGACUCUGGGCGUGGGAGGAGGGUUUGCCCUGGGAGCCAAGCUGUGUCGUCCCGAGAGUGAUGUGUGGGUUAUUUAUGGAGAUGGGACUGUGGGAUACAGUGUGGCUGAGGUCGAUACAUUUACAAGACAUAAGGUCCCGGUGUUGGCCCUGGUGGGGAAUGACGCUGGCUGGACCCAGAUCGCCAGGGAACAAGUGCCUAUGUUCGGGAGCAGUGUGGCCUGUCAGUUGGCGUAUUCCGACUAUGAUGUGGUUGCCGAGGGUUACGGGGGGAAGGGCUAUCGUCUGGACCGAACAAACGAGGACAACAUCAAGGAAGUGUUGGAGAGAGCUCUCAAAGACUACAGGGCUGGCAACACCGUGCUCAUCAACGCCCUCAUCGGGAAGACCAACUUCCGCGAGGGCAGCAUAUCUGUAUAAUGCUCAGUAUUCAUACAGCCGGGAACAAAAUGUCAUUUGGGUGAUACUCUUGUUAAUAAUUGGUUUACAAACCCUAAAAUUUGUGGAAACAAGAAAAAUCUGUAAACCCUAUUUUGUUACUUUUCCAAAUGCAAACUUGAUGUAAAAUAGUUCAAAGCAAAAAUAGGUUCAAUGUGCUUAAAAGUGCAAGACUGACGAGAUUGACUUGCGAACAUGUUCGUAUAACUUUAUGUAGGUCAGAAAAGAAUCUGUUUCUUUUCUAUUUUCCUUCUCUGACCAUCCAGGGGUCCUCUUGCACAAAGCGAUCUUAGCACUACAGUGAUCAUAAGUCCCAUACUUUAACACUGACUUAUGAUAAUCAUAGUUCUGAGAUCGCUUUGUGAAACGAGUCCCAGGAUUUUAACAGAAUUUGUAAACAAAGAAAUGAAAAACAAUUUAGCCAGUAGGAACAAGUGUCAAUAGAGUUAGAAAAUAUUUUCAAUUUCACUAGUUUUUGUUGUUUAAUGCCACACUCAGCAAUAUACCAGUUAUAAAACGGUGGUCUGUAAAUAAUAAAGUUUGGACCAGACAAUCCAGUGAUUGACAUGAUGA